Penicillium verhagenii is the source of this 876-nucleotide messenger RNA. RefSeq names its product isoflavone reductase family protein. The transcript is spliced from 2 exons. The record is from RefSeq and is a predicted model, not a curated record. The coding region runs from base 1 to 876 and encodes 291 amino acids. Lineage: Eukaryota; Fungi; Ascomycota; Eurotiomycetes; Eurotiales; Aspergillaceae.
AUGGCCAAAAGCUUCAAAAAUGCCGAAGGCCUCUUCGGCACCCAAGUCCUCUCUGCACUCCAAAAAGAAGGCACCUUCAACCUCUCAAUUCUCUCUUGCGAGUCCUGCUCCUCGAAAUUCCCCCCAGACAUCAAAGUCCACGAAAUAGACGACGACUACCCAAUCGACCAACUGACAACAGCCUUCAAAGGCCAAGAUGCCCUCGUCUCCAUCCUCUCCGGCAGACCCUACACAGUGCACCUGCGCAUGAUCGACGCCGCAAUCCAAGCCGGCGUACAGCGCUUCAUACCAACAGAAUACGGCAACAAUAACUGCGUGGCAGCGGCUGAGCUCGGUACGCUGUACGCCGAAAAUGCCAAGACCAUCGCGGACCUCAAAAAGCACAAAGACGUAGGUUUGAUCUGGAUGGCUUUAAGCACAGGACAGUUCUUCGACUGGGGGCUCGAGGCUGGGUGGCUUGAUUACCACCUGAAGGAGAGGAAAGUUAGUAUCUACGAAUCGGGUGAUAAGGCGUGGUCGACUUCGAUACUUGGGACGGCCGGUGUGGCGGUGGUUAAAGUGCUGCUGAAGCCUAAGCAGACGGAGGAUAAGCCAGUAUUUGUGGCUUCGUUUACGGUGUCUCAGGGGCAGGUUCUUGAGGAGCUGGAGAAGGCGGCUGGGGAGAAGUGGGAGGUGAGGAGAAUGUCAUCGGCGGAUGCGUCGAAGAAGAUGAUGAUGCCUGAUACGACUGAUGGGCCGAAGUUGCUUAUUUUGAUGCUGCUUUAUGCGGAUGAUGUGGAUAGAGGGGUGGACUUUGCGAAGGGUGGGUUGCUUGGGUCGCGGGAGGAAAACUUGGCUGAAGUUGUUGUCCGAAUUCUUAAGCAGCAAGCCUCUUGA